AUGUCGCAAUAUACAACCAGUGAAUUUGAUUUAUUGAUUCAGAAAGCUACUAGUGAAAGUAUCCCUAAUGGGGAAUUAGAUCUUCCUGUAGCAUUAGAAAUAUCUGAUAUAAUCAGGUCUCGCAAAUUAAAACCAUUAGAAUGUAUGCGAUGCUUGAAGAAAAGAAUAGGCUCAACAUUAGGGAAUCCAAAUACACAACUUUCUUCAUGGAAAUUACUUGAUGUAUGUAUCAAAAAUGGUGGCACUCCAUUUAUUGUUACUAUCUGUUCAAGAGAGUUUAUGGAUACUAUUGAACAUACAAUAAUUAGAAUGUAUGAUAACAGACAUAUAUCAGGAGAUGAUGAACUGUAUGAACUUGUCACUAAGAUAUUCUAUGAAUUAUACCUUGCAUUUAAGAGUGAUUCUCAACUACAUUAUGUGUCUACUGUGUAUUCUAAAUUGACGUCACGCGGCAUCAAAUUCCCUGAACAUCUUGUGGAUACUAACUCUCCGAUGAUUAUGUUUGAUUCAAAGACACCAGCAGAUUGGGUAGAUUCUGACGCAUGUAUGAUUUGUUCCAAAAGAUUCUCGAUGAUAAAUAGAAGACACCAUUGCCGUUCAUGUGGUGGUAUCUUUUGUCAAGAACAUUCUUCUCACGUCAUCCCUUUGCCGGACUUAGGGAUCACUGAAGAAGUCAGAGUUUGUGAUAAUUGCUUUGAAGAUUAUGAUAUGAAGAAACGUGGCAAUGGAGGUGGAAGCGGUAGUAAUAAGAAAAAACAUAGUAGAAAACAUGGUAAGAAGAAUAAGAACAAUGAAGAUGAUGAAGAUGAACAAUUAAAACGAGCUAUUGAAUUAUCAUUACAAGAGAGUAAUACGGGAAGUACAGAACCUAUCAUCCCUGUAGUAGAACCCGAAAAUAGUACCUAUGAAACGGAAGAUGAUCAAGAUCUGAAAGCUGCAAUUGAGGAGAGUUUAAGAGAGGCAGAGGCAGCAAAAGCUAAGAAUAAUAACUUUCAAAAAUCUCAACAGACAACUUACCCGCAAUUUCAACAACAACAACCUAAUAAUGAUCUAACAGCUUCGGAAGAGGAAGACAUAUACAUGUUUGCUUCGUUAGUUGAAAAAAUGAAGACCCAGACUGUUACCGAUAUUUUAGAUGAUGUACAAUUACAGAAAUUAUACCAAAAAGUUGUUGCUACGAAACCAAAACUCAAUCAUUCACUAAAUGAUAAAAUAAAUAAAUAUAAUACUUUGAUUGAUAUGAACGCAAAGAUUUCAGAUAUUAUGAACAUAUACGAUUCAUUAUUGGAACAACAGUUGAGGAAAAUCAACAUUUCUCAACAGUACAAUUUAGCUCAACAACCUUCUGAUCCUUAUGCAAUUACACAACAACUUCCUGCUCAUCCACAACCUGCCCAACAUGCUGUACCUCAAGUUCAGUCUGUAAUGAAUGAAACCGUUAUUGAGCCACACGUUCCUGUGCAACCAGUUGCCAAUCCACAACAAUAUGUUCAGACACCGGUUGAAAAUAUCUCUCAACCAAUCUUACCUUCAGAACCCCCAUAUCCCGAGGAGAAUGAAUUUUCUCCUAAAAAGAAUGAAACCCAACAUGCAGAGCCAGAAGCUGACUUAAAUAGUGGAAAACCACCUUAUCCUAUAGAAGCUAAUGAACAGACAGCAACACCCAAGGAAGUCGAUACACCUGCUAACAUUGUGACAUAUGAUUUCCCUGCUGUUCCUGCUAGCAAGUUGCCUCACACUACGACAACCAACAGUGUUAUGAACGAUUCAGUUCCCGUUGGAAAUAAAAUAGGCGAACUAGAAGAAGAGGAACUGUUACUUGAAUUGUAA
Messenger RNA from Maudiozyma barnettii, 1830 nucleotides. RefSeq names its product ESCRT-0 subunit protein VPS27 (gene VPS27). The record is from RefSeq and is a predicted model, not a curated record. Gene Ontology annotation, cellular component: ESCRT-0 complex. NCBI's taxonomy places the organism in Eukaryota, Fungi, Ascomycota, Saccharomycetes, Saccharomycetales, Saccharomycetaceae. The transcript has a single exon. Gene Ontology annotation, molecular function: phosphatidylinositol-3-phosphate binding; metal ion binding; ubiquitin binding. The coding region runs from base 1 to 1830 and encodes 609 amino acids. Gene Ontology annotation, biological process: protein transport to vacuole involved in ubiquitin-dependent protein catabolic process via the multivesicular body sorting pathway; protein targeting to vacuole.